Molecule: messenger RNA, 1443 nt
Organism: Lichtheimia ornata
Lineage: Eukaryota; Fungi; Mucoromycota; Mucoromycetes; Mucorales; Lichtheimiaceae
Exons: 7
Coding region: 1-1443 (480 amino acids)
Biological process (GO): peptidyl-serine phosphorylation
Cellular component (GO): nucleus; cAMP-dependent protein kinase complex
Molecular function (GO): ATP binding; cAMP-dependent protein kinase activity
Source: RefSeq, a predicted model, not a curated record
AUGUCUUUUUUUAACAAGAUUAUUGACAAGGCAAAGCACGGGGCACACCUUCACCAUCAUCAUCAUCACCAAUCCGACACCUCGCUCCCUGCCGCUGCUGCUGCCAACAAUGAUAACACCACCGACACGAGCAAAGGCGGUGAAGAUACAAAGCUCGGCAUACACACACCCCAUUCAUCUACAUCGUCGGCUGAACCACACAAUCAACAACAACAACAACAACAAAAUAAGGCAGCCACUUCAACAAACGCAACAAUGACACCUUCAAACAAUAACACAGCAGCGGCUGGUUAUGUAACACCACGAGCAUCCGUUGACAAACCUUCGACACAAACUAAUAAUGCAAACGAAAUGGAUGUGGAUUCUACCAAUGCUGACCACGCUGACGUACAAAAGCUGAUGCAACUAAAAGCCCAGCAACAGCGGGCAGCCAUGCGACAACGAUAUCAGCAAUACGAUCAACACAUUCUCGAACAACGCAAAAAUCGACCUCGUUUGAAACUUGAUGACUUUCAUUUGCUACGUACCCUCGGUACGGGUUCAUUUGGUCGUGUCCACCUUUCUCAAUCAAGACACAAUGCACGAUACUAUGCCAUCAAGGUAUUGAAAAAGACCGAGGUGGUGCGAUUAAAACAAGUUGAGCACACCAACAAUGAAAAGCACAUUUUGGAAGCAGUGGCCAAUCCUUUCCUUGUGAAUUUAUGGGGCACGUUUCAAGAUGAUGCCAACUUGUACAUGGUGAUGGAUUACGUGCCGGGAGGAGAGCUCUUUAGCGUACUGCGAAAAAGCAAGCGUUUCCCAGACCACGUUGCCAAGUUUUACGCGGCCGAAGUGGUGCUCGCACUCGAGUAUUUGCAUGCCAAAGAUAUUGUAUAUCGAGACUUAAAGCCCGAGAACUUGUUGUUGGACAGCAAUGGCCACAUUCGCAUUACCGAUUUUGGCUUUGCCAAAUAUGUCCCUGAUGUCACUUGGACCCUGUGUGGUACCCCCGACUAUCUUGCUCCCGAGGUAAUUCAGUCAAAGGGUUAUGGCAAAGCCGUGGAUUGGUGGAGUUUGGGUGUGCUUGUAUUCGAAAUGUUGGCAGGAUAUCCACCCUUCUUUGAUGAAGAUCAUCUCAAAUUGUACGAAAAGAUCCUUCAAGGCAAAAUCCGAUGGCCUAGUUAUUUCGAUCCCAAUGCUAAAGAUUUGCUAAAACGACUACUGACAUCUGAUCUUUCAAGACGUUAUGGUAAUCUCAAGAAUGGAGCCGAGGAUAUCAAAUGUCAUCCAUGGUUUGAUGGGGUUGAUUUUGAUCGUGUGGGCAAUCGUCAAAUUCGAGCACCUUACAUUCCACACAUUCGUGGUGAUGGUGAUGCUAGCCAUUUCGACAAGUACCCCGAACAAACCGAGCGUUAUGGACAACCAUGCGAGGAUCCCUACAGAGACAAGUUCCCCGACUUUUAA